Molecule: messenger RNA, 741 nt
Organism: Plasmopara halstedii
Lineage: Eukaryota; Oomycota; Peronosporomycetes; Peronosporales; Peronosporaceae
Product: Protease inhibitor protein
Exons: 2
Coding region: 1-741 (246 amino acids)
Molecular function (GO): protein binding
Source: RefSeq, a predicted model, not a curated record
AUGAAGCUUUCUGUCACGUUUGGAUUAGUUGCUGUGACUGUCACGUCAUCAUGUGCUACUGCCUCUGUUGUCGAUAAUCAUCACGAAAACGCUAUCGUUUCUCAUCCCAAUGCUUUGCCGUGCACUGACGCACUCUGCAAUGAAGAUGACGCUCCUGUGUGCGGUUUCGAUAACAAAACUUACGUCAACGCGUGCAUCUUCCAGGCGGCCAACUGUCUCACUAAUAUCACGAUGGCCUAUUCAGGUCCUUGUCGUGAUAUGAACGUGGAUAACCAGCGAAUACACUCGCCAGCAUUGGCGGCUUCGUUAAGCGAGAGAACGCCUAUGAUUCAGGACCGUACUCAAUCAGCUAAUGAAGAACGAAUCCGACCUAUUACUGCAAACGUUGUGAUUGUACGUCCCGUAGAAUCACUGAAUCCUGAUAAACUGCGGGAUGUCCAUCCCUACAUGUACCUCGAAGUAUUGGAUAAUGCUUCCAACACCAUUAAUAGGAUAGUGACGAGACUGUACAAGUUGUUGUCGCCUCACACUGCGGAUAUGGUGGGACGGACAAAAGAUGAACAAAAGGCUGUGAAACUCUUGCAACGGCUUCCUGAGGUUCUUUAUCGCCAGUACGAUCACUAUGUCGAUUUGUAUCGACAAUUAUAUGGGGGUCAAAUUUUAAUCAAAAAAAGAAACUUGGAUCUACCGAUGAAUUUGCAGCCAUCGCACCACCAAGUAUCUGCACAACCACCAAACUAA